Coniophora puteana RWD-64-598 SS2 is the source of this 2733-nucleotide messenger RNA. Its product is annotated as barren. The transcript is spliced from 8 exons. NCBI's taxonomy places the organism in Eukaryota, Fungi, Basidiomycota, Agaricomycetes, Boletales, Coniophoraceae. Gene Ontology annotation, cellular component: condensin complex. Gene Ontology annotation, biological process: mitotic chromosome condensation. The record is from RefSeq and is a predicted model, not a curated record. Bases 78 to 2660 code for a protein of 860 amino acids. Gene Ontology annotation, molecular function: chromatin binding.
CCCGUCCUUGCCAAGUUGCCAACGCACCCCCAGCUAAACAACUCUCGCGGAGCGGCUUGGAACAUAACUUUUCAACCAUGGUCCAACAGAGACAUGCCAGAAUCGCCGAAAGCGCGGUCAAUUACUAUUCGGAUUCGGGAGAAGACACCGAGGCGGAGACUCCUCGUACAACGCGUCCUAAUCUCAAGAAGCGUCUCAGCGAACGAUUUGUCGGCGGUGACGAUGGAUCGUAUGAACCGGACACCAGACAACCUCUUCAGACAGUCAACAUCAAUGAUGAUGCGGCAGAGAAACGACGGCGAAGGAAGAGUGUUAAACCUUCUGGUCUCGAGGGGUCACUCGCGGGCCCUUCGUCGGAAGGCGACACCAUGGCUCAGGAUCAACCGGAAAGCUCUCGUGCAGCGCAAAUGAAGCAACGACAGCAGCAGCUUAAUGCUGUCGCCGCCCCUCAGCCUCCUGUUAUCAAUGUCCCUCACGACGUGAUGGCAAUCAACUUUGACGAAUGGAUGAAGCUAGUCACUGAUAACAAAAUCAAUGCAGGCAACGCAUGGAAUGUCGCUCUCAUCGACUACUUCCAUGACCUGUCCCUCAUGCGCAACGACGGCGACAAGUCAAUCAACUUCCAGCGAGCGUCUGCUACACUAGACGGGUGUGUCAAAAUCUGGACGAAUCGCGUGGAUAGCGUCGGAACCGAGACGGGAAAGCUCCUUAGCAAUCUGGCGAACGAGGGCGGAGCUGCCGAGGAGGAGGACGAGCCCACAUCAGACAACCCGGACGGACAGGACCCCUCUCAGGCGAAGAAGCGCAAGAAAACGCAUCGUCACGAAGCUACAUUGGCAAAAGAUGUGUCUCAGCUGAAGAAGAAGGUGGACACCGAGUUCAAGGUCGAUCCCUUGUUCCGCAAGACUUGCGCCGACUUCGACGAGGGCGGAGCACAAGGCCUUCUUAUGAACCACCUCAGUCUAGGUAUGGGGUCGAGUGGUGGGCUUCGAGUUGUCUUCGAUGCCAGUGACGCGAUGGGUCGCGUCGCAGAAGACGAAGAAGACGAACAGGAGCCCGAAGAGGACGUUGACCUCUCGUACCUGCGACAGCACUUCCUGCCUGACUUGGACGACCUCGAGGACAAGGAAAUCACGCAUUCAAUAACUGGCUUCUCGUUCUCUCAAGCUAACACUCCUCUCGAACAAUCUCUUUAUGCUGAGAACUCACAACAUGCAUUCGACGAUGAUGAUGAUGACAACGAGCAAAUAACAUUCGAUCGUUACGGUGGAGCAAGUGCAGGCAGCGCUGGCGGCGGUGAUGCCCCCAUGGAUAUCGACACUAUGGGGGCCGCCGAACCGCCACCAGUAGAAGAAGACUUCUUCCAAGGUGAUCAGGCGGCCGACAACGAUUGGGACGGCGGGUUUGGAGGUGGUGACGACUAUGGUGGCGGUGAGGAAGGUUCACCAGAUGCCGAAGUUACCCAGCAAACAGAUGCACGCCCUGGUGGCUUUGUACCAUUUGAUCCUCGUCGUGCUGCACCCAACGAGCGAGAUUUGAUUCUGGCUAUGACGGAUGCCGAUGACGGGGGGAUGGCAGGUUACUUCGACGCCAACUUGCUCAAGAACUGGGCAGGCCCGGAACACUGGAAACUCCGGAAAGUCAUCAAAAAACCCGAAGCACCCGAGGGUACUGCUGCCAAGCCUCGGCGAGAAAAGAAGGAGGCUUUUAAGAUUGAUUUUCUCACUCCCGCCGAAAAGGACAUCAAGGCGACCGCGAAGGAGCUCUUUGCUCCUGUAACGCGUGGCGCUGGCAUUACUCUACCUAACUAUGGCUCAUCAAGAACUUCCUCGAAGAAAGGUGGUCGAGGCAAAAAAUCCAAGGAUGAGAAGCGGGACGAACAUACCUUGCCCGAUGACAUGCACUUCGCAAGUACGCAACUUGUUACGCUAUUCCUCAAGCCCAAAUUUUCUCUCAAAAUGCGUGGUCAACGUGUUCGAUAUAAUGAGAACGGCGACGGUGAAAUUGACGAGAAAUUCUGGGCCCAAACGGCAGCUGAUGAGGCUGCUGGACGAGUACCGGAGGGCGACGAAACUGGCGACGUAGCUCCUUUCAACACCCAGUUCCUCCAGGAUGAUUACGAUGAUGGACCCGGCUUUGACGACAUUUACGAGGGCGAUGCUCCUGCCGUCGAGGACGCCGGUGAACAAGAUCUACUUGCUGCAACCGCAGGCCGAAUACGGCGAGUACGGCCAGAAACUGUCAAUUAUGCGAAGCGCGCCAAGCGGGUCGAUGUUCGUAAGCUCAAGGAGAACAUCUGGAAGGGCUUGGACAUCAAGCUGGCCGAAAAGAAAGAAGAAGAUGAGGAUGAGGAUGACAUGGAUGUGGACGAUGACCCGGAGGCUACAGACCCUACUGAAGCACGAACAUUCGACAACGUCAUCUCGUCUUUGCAGCAAUCGUAUCCCAAGGACAAGAUGGAAGAAAUCAGCACCAGCUUUUGUUUCAUUUGUCUUCUCCACCUUGCCAACGAACAAGGCCUAAAGAUCAGGACGAAUGAACCAAUCCCCGACGAUGAAGAGGAAGAGGAGGAAGAUGAGUCCCACGAGGACCGGAAGAACAUUGGUGAUAUAUGGGGCCUACAGAUAUAUAGAGACCCGAACGCCACACGUUCGGCAUAAUUUUAUCAGUCGUAGCGACAUCAUGACUUUUCCAUCGUUUCUAUGAUAGUGGACAAGAUAGUUUAAUCUCAAC